Acipenser ruthenus (sterlet) is the source of this 2211-nucleotide messenger RNA. RefSeq names its product brain and acute leukemia cytoplasmic protein-like. The record is from RefSeq and is a predicted model, not a curated record. Bases 266 to 796 code for a protein of 176 amino acids. The transcript has 3 exons. Gene Ontology annotation, cellular component: cytoplasm. NCBI's taxonomy places the organism in Eukaryota, Metazoa, Chordata, Actinopteri, Acipenseriformes, Acipenseridae.
CAUUAACAAUCCUCACAAACCUCUUUUGGCAGGGGAGCUGGAUGCACGGAGGAGGCAUUCAGCAGCCUCGCAGAAAUCUGAAACAAAAUUACAAUCCAAACUAGAGGGCGCAAUGACAGUGCUAACUUAAGCAGAUUGAACGUAAUAUGCAGAACAUAUUCAGGGAGCCUUGUUGUAUGAAGAUAAGAGGGGAUAUUUAGCACAGUUAACAUCUGGCAAUCAUCGCUGUAGAAAGCGUGUAUUCCAAUACAGUUGAAAAAAAGGAAUGGGUUGUGGGGGCAGCAGGGCUGAUGCCAUUGAACCGAGAUACUAUGAAAGCUGGACCAGAGACACCGAAUCUACAUGGCUUGCAAAUACAGAUACGGAGACCCCAUUGUCGGGCAUCACCAGCAAUACUAGUGGGUGUCCAGAAAACGCCGUCUUUACCACUAAGAAGGAGAAUGGUACACUUUACACAGGGAAGGGAGCAGAAGGCAAGGCGGCCCAAACCUGUGUCACUGUAUCAUCAAGCGUAACAAACAAAGAAAAAAAGACAGUAAAUGCGGGUACUCAGUGUGGUAAACCUGCAAUUACUGCUGCUACAACCACACAGAAAAGGAGGACUGUCCUUCAGACUGAGGAACUACCAAAUGGAAAUCAAGACAAAUGUCCACCGAGGAAGUCGACAUUGACGUUAAAAAAAGCUGGGCUAAAACAGGUGGACAUGUUCAAGAGGCCGAUAUCAGGUAAACAAGGAAAGAGGUCCUGCACACAAGCAGAGGAGUACUCUGAUAAAGAUACUGAGGGGUGCUCUUGACAUGGCUGGGGCUCUGAAUAGCAUCCACUUCUCCACUCGCUGACUGUAAAGAACUGACUUACCAAAGCACCUUUGCACCUUAACCAGGCCUGUCAUUGAAGAAUGGGAAUGAUGGGGAUGUUAAAACGCCUUGCUCGAGCAGAGGGUCGCUGCAAAGUGCCUUGAAAGUUAAACUACUGUCUGGACUGACAUGGGAACCACCUCUUUUUUGGAACUGCUAAAUAUCUGAAAGCGAUCAGUAUUUCAGUUACAUUAGAUUCUAUCUGAUUAGGAAACUCAUUUUUCACCACGGCAGGAUUCAUUGGGAAUUGAAUUGUAUUUGAGGUGCCACUCCAUUUACCUGUCCAACAUUAUGAAAGAACUGUGUAAAGGGCCUUAUACUAUAUCAUAGAGACCACCUGCCUUGUGGAAGAUGGUAUGUUGGUUCCAUGUUUACAACCACCAUUUCUCUGACAUGUACAAUAUACAGCAGAUUAGACUUUAUUUCUGUGGCAUGACAAAAGCAGCCUGCAUAAAAACAGGCUGAUUAUUUUCUAAAGGAUGAAGGGGUAUGCACCAACAGUGCAGUAGCUGGCAUAUUCUUAGAAUAACAUACACGCGUACAAUCUAAUCUGCAUACAUAAUGACAAAGUAAAUCAUAACGGUCAUCAUAAUAAAGUCCUUCACCUGGAUGUGAUUAAUUGCAGAAGAUAGGACAAUCAAUAUAUAGAUACAAGGUCUACCAUCAAGCCUAAAAAAGCUACGUAUAUCUCUUGCUUGUUGCUGGUUUUUUUUUUCUUCUGCUGAACUUUAUUCUGCUAAAUAGUUUAAAUUGACACUUGUAUUACAGAACAGUCUCCUAUACAUAAUAGAUAAACAGUACAGAAUAGCAUUUGGGUAAUUUGAAAUGUUCAUUUCCGUUUUGUAUGUAUGUGACUCACCUGAAAUCAGUUAUCUGAAGAACUCGGGGCUUUGUUCACAAAGUUUGUGCUGACGCAGUUUUCAGUCACAACUGAAUAACUGGUUAUAAGGUGAAUUUCAAGUUGUGAAAAUUAAAGGAUUUUUUCAUGGAAUAUUAGACUCCUUUUGUCUUGUAUGUCAGAGUUUGUGUGGUAUAAAGAUGCUGGUGUCCUCCUCAAAGAAUUGAAGUGUCCUAAUUUGCAUGUUGUGCAGUGAUGACGGUAAUGCCAUAACAUUUUUAGGCGUCAUCUACAAUGCCUUGUUAAGUUUCAUUGUUUAACAUUGAAAUCUCGGUCAGUACCUUGUGCAGUGUUUCUGUACUAAGGGAUUCUUGCAUCAAUUUUGUGGGACUUAGCAAGUACUGAAGGCUUCAGUUGUUUAAGACAUUGACAAGUUUGUCAAAUUUUACAGUACAAUGUUUCUUAUUAGUACUACUGAAGCUUUCCUAAUGGAUUACAUUUUAAUGUAAGACGCAG